Dunckerocampus dactyliophorus (ringed pipefish) is the source of this 3550-nucleotide messenger RNA. RefSeq names its product zinc finger protein 771-like. The transcript has 2 exons. Bases 153 to 1649 code for a protein of 498 amino acids. The record is from RefSeq and is a predicted model, not a curated record. Lineage: Eukaryota; Metazoa; Chordata; Actinopteri; Syngnathiformes; Syngnathidae. Gene Ontology annotation, molecular function: DNA-binding transcription factor activity; RNA polymerase II cis-regulatory region sequence-specific DNA binding. Gene Ontology annotation, biological process: regulation of transcription by RNA polymerase II.
UACAGUAGGUGGCGGUAUGCACCUUUUCAAGCCAUGGUUGCAACCCGCCAUUAAACUAAAAGAAGAAGAAGAAGAAAAAAAAGCGGAAGUUAGCAACGCUUCGAGACAAAGGGCGAAGACGACGAAGCGUAAUCCAGUGAAAAACGUUCAAAAUGCUGAAAGAGUUGGUGAAGGAGCGACUCAUGGCGGCGGCUGAUGAAAUAUUGGCGCUGUUUGAAGGAACUAUAGCGUCCUACGAGGAGGAACUUUUCCGAACGAGAGAGGAGAACGAGCGACAUCGGCGACAUCUGGAAGCUGCUAGCAAGAAUCAAAUUGUGCUACAACCCAAAGACGUCCAGCAGCUGAUCAGUGGUCAAAACGAAGGUCAGCCUCAAGGGGGAAGCUCCACGUCAAAGCAGGAGGAGCCGCAGCGCCCCCACGUUAAAGAGGAAGAAGAGCAACUCUGGACCACUCGGGAGGGAGAGUGUCUCCGACGGACGCAAGAGGCUGAUCUCACCACGUUUCCUCUGACUGUUGUGUCUGUGAUGAUUCAAGACCAUGAAGACAAACCGCCCGAGUCCUCACAUUGGUUUUGCCCUUCAGACGUCCAGCAACCGAUCGGUCGUCAAGAAAAAGGUCUCCCUCAGCCGCAGGCUCCACAGUCCCCGUGCGUUAAAGAGGAAGAGGAGGAACUCUGGAUCACUCAGGAGGGGGAGUGUCUUCUUGUGUCGGAUGAGGCUGAUCUCACCAAGUCGCCACUGACUGUUGUCACUCUGAAGAUCGAAGACCGUGAAGACAAACCACCCGAGUCCUCACAGCUUCAUCACAAGCCAAGUGAGGAGGACAGAGGGGCGGAGCUUCCAAACUACAUGACCGCAGAAAUCGAUGGAGACCACCGUGGAGGACCACGAGCAGACAAGCUCUUCGCUCCGCUGUCAGAUGGUGACGACGUAACGUCACACUCCCCCGAGGAUGAAGACGGGGACGGCACCCGAGAAGCUUUGAGCAGCGAUACAGACUGUGAAGGUGACAUGAGGACUCGCGCUGACGACAAACACUCUGAAUGCUCUAAAAGGAAGACAGGCGACAAACGUUUCAUCUGCCCGGUUUGUGCUAAAAGCUUUUCUGUUAAGAGUGAUUUUUCUCGGCACAUGAGAACGCACACGGGUGAAAAACCUUUCAGUUGCUCCGUUUGUGGCGAUAAAUUUGCUCUGAGGUCCACUUUGAAGAGGCACAUGACGACACACACAGGAGAAAAAUCCUUCAGUUGCUCCGUUUGUGGCGAUAAAUUUGCUCUCGGGUCCACGUUGAAGAGACACAUGACGACGCACACGGGAGAAAAACCUUUUAGUUGCUCAGUUUGCGGGGAUAAAUUUGCUCAGAGCUCCACUUUGAAGACGCACAUGACGACGCACACGGGAGAAAAACCCUUUCGUUGUUCAGUCUGCGGCGAGAGAUUUUCUCGAAAGCCGUAUUUUAUGAGACACAUGAGAACACACACUGGAGAUAAACCCUUCAGCUGCUCAGUUUGUGAGAAAAGAUUCUCCGAGAAAAGUAAUAUGGUAUCGCACAUGAGAACGCACACAGGAGAAAAACCUUUUAGCUGCUCAAUAUGUGGUGAUACCUUUUCUUGGAAGUCCUCUUUGAAUAGUCACCUGCAGAGUCACUGAUGGUUUACUGUGGACGUUAAAGCAGAGCUACAGAGGAGGACCAGCAGGGAUCUUCAAUCCAAUCCAAUCCACUUUAUUUAUAUAGCACAUUUUAUAAACACUGUUUCCAAAGUGCUGCACAGACUAGCAAAACCAUAAAUAAUAAGUAAAUAAAGGAAUGUAAAUAUAAAUAAUAAGUAAAAAUUACGACAAUAGAAAUUAAAAGAUCAAAUAAAAACAAAGAAACGUACUACAAUAAAAUAUUUAAAACAAGAAAUCGAAACAAUAAAAGCCAAAAGUCCAAGAAGUAGGUAAAAAAUAAAUAAUUUAAUUUAAUUUAAAAAAACUCAAAUAAAUAGAACCAAUAAAAACUUAAAAAAGAAUAAAAGACACAGAGGACCACACGACUCACGCCAAGUUAAAAGCCACAGAAUAAAAGUGGGUUUUAAGACGAGACUUAAAGCUUUCAAUUGUGGGGGCCGUUUUUACAUGAGGGGGGAGAGUGUUCCACAGCCUUCGGCCAACUACAGAAAAGGCCCGGUCUCCCCUGGUCUUAAGUCUGGUCUUAGGCACCACCAGUUGGAGCUGGCCUUCGGACCUCAAUGUGCGCGCUGGAUUGUAAAUUUGGAUGAGGUCCGAGAUGUACUGCAGGGCCAGUACAUCUAAAACGCACAGACAACCAGUGCAGGGAAGCUAAAAUUGGGUUAAUAUGCUCCCUCUUUUUGGUUGCUGUUAAAAGCCGUGCUGCAGAGUUCUGGACAAACUGUAAGCGAGAGAGUCAUUUAUGGCUUAUUCCAGAGUAAAGUGCAUUACAGUAGUCCAGAUGUGACGAGAUAAAAGCGUGCAUGGCUUGUUCAAAAUGUCGCAAUGAUAAAAAUGGUUUGACUUUGGAUAAAAGCCGAAGAUGAUAAAAACAAGAUUUUACAACGGCGUUGAUUUGUUUAUUAAGUUUAAAAUCACUAUCAAUGAUGACGCCAAGGCUGGUGGCUGUGGGACUGACUUGGUUCUUCAUGGGGCCCAAGUCCAAGAGGGGGUCAUUAUUAUUAAGGACGAUGACUUCUGUCUUCCCCUCAUUGAGCUUUAAAAAAUUUUGAGCCAACCAGACCUUGACGUCACUAAAGCACUCAAGAAGGGGUGUCAGGGGGGCAUGGUCAUUUCUUGUAAUUGGUAAGUAGAUCUGGCAGUCAUCUGCAUAAAAGUGAUAGGAGAUGCCAUGCUUUCUAAAAAUUGUGAUAAGUGGGAUUAGGUACAGAACAAAUAGGAUGGGCCCCAGGAUUGAUCCCUGGGGGACUCCACAUUCAAGGGGGGCAGUAGAUGAGGUGGAGUCACCAAGUCCCACAGUAAGGCAUCUCCCUGACAAGUAAGACCUAAACCAAUCAAGGGCAGUCCCCCUGACACCCACACAGUUUUCCAAGCGAGAUAAAAGAAUAGUGUGGUCCACUGUGUCAAAGGCAGCAGUCAGGUCUAAAAGCACUAAAAUGGAUGAACCACCAGUGUCAGUCAUUAAAAACAGGUCAUUAAAAACCUUUAAAAGUGCAGACUCACUGCUAUGAAAAGCCCUCUAACUUGACUGGAAGGUGUCUAAAAUCCCAUUUUCAUCUAAAAAAGGCUGCAUCUGUGCAAGAACACUUCUUUCUAAAAUCUUUGAGAUAAAAGGUAGUUUAGAAAUGGGCCGAUAAUUUGAUAAAAAUCGAAGGAUCAAGACCUGUUUUUUUAAGCAAAGGUUCAACAGCAGCCUUUUUACAAAAGGAAGGAACAAUACCAGAGGACAGGCUGCUGUUGAUGAUAUUGCACACAUAGGGGCCAAUAGUUGCCCACACCUUCCUUCAGUUUUAUGUACGUUUUGUAAUUGUUAGUCGGUGAAGUGAAAAUUCCAUGGUUGUAAUUGUUACAUUAUUGAGGAGUAGUGUUAUAAAAUGACU